Myxocyprinus asiaticus (Chinese sucker) is the source of this 6120-nucleotide messenger RNA. RefSeq names its product prickle planar cell polarity protein 3-B-like. Gene Ontology annotation, molecular function: zinc ion binding. Lineage: Eukaryota; Metazoa; Chordata; Actinopteri; Cypriniformes; Catostomidae. Bases 164 to 2596 code for a protein of 810 amino acids. The record is from RefSeq and is a predicted model, not a curated record. The transcript is spliced from 11 exons.
CGCGGGACAACUUCUGGAGGAGUUGUUGCCAACUCCGGAGAUCGACAGGCCAAAAACAGACCGCUAAAACGUUACGUUGGAUUUAAUUUACGUUAAGAAAAGCCCCAGCGGAUAUAUGAAAGUAUCCGUGUGAAUCCACGCACGAGACAUUUAAGCGUGCGACAUGUUCACGCGCGGGUCCAAGAAGCGACGCUCCAAUCGCUCGACAGAGGCAGAGGAUCCAGACAGAGGGCAGCCGUGUAUGCGCUGUGGUGAACAGUGUCCCGGCUUCCACAUGCACGGAUGGAGGAAGAUCUGUGUGCACUGUAAGUGUGUGCGGGAAGAGCAUGUGGUGCGCUCGGUGCCAGGCCAGCUGGAGAGAAUGAUGAUGAAGCUGGUGUCUGACUUUCAAAGGCACUCCAUAUCCGAUGACGACUCAGGCUGCGCCUCGGAAGAAUACGCCUGGGUGCCGCCCGGACUCAAGCCUGAACAGGUUUAUCAAUACUUCAGCUGUAUUCCAGAUGAUAAGGUUCCAUACGUGAACAGUCCAGGAGAACGAUAUCGCAUUAAACAGCUUUUACACCAACUCCCAGCCCAUGACAGCGAGCCUCAAUACUGCAACUCUCUGGAUGAAGGUGAGAAGAAGGAACUAAGGUCAUUCAGCCAGCAGAGGAAGAGAGAGAAUCUGGGCCGCGGCAUUGUACGACUUUUUCCGGUUACUAUGACCGGAGCCAUCUGCCAACAGUGUGGCAGGCAGAUCUGUGGUGGUGAUAUGGCGGUGUUUGCGUCUCGGGCAGGUCACGGCUCCUGCUGGCAUCCUCAGUGUUUCCAAUGUGCUUCCUGUAGCGAGCUGCUGGUGGAUCUCAUUUACUUCUAUCAGGACGGACACAUCUACUGCGGCCGACACCAUGCUGAACGCAUCAAACCCCGAUGCCAAGCCUGCGAUGAGAUCAUCUUUGCGGAUGAGUGUACAGAGGCUGAGGGGCGCCACUGGCACAUGAAACAUUUCUGUUGUUUUGAGUGUGAGACAGCACUCGGAGGUCAGCGCUACAUCAUGAGAGAGAGUCGGCCCUACUGCUGCUGUUGUUAUGAGUCACUGUACGCCGAAUACUGCGACACCUGCGGAGAACAUAUUGGUAUAGACCAGGGUCAGAUGACAUACGAGGGCCAGCACUGGCACGCCUCUGAAGCAUGUUUCUGCUGUGCCUGCUGUCAGCUCCCUCUGCUGGGCAGACCCUUCCUGCCGCGCGGCGGACUCAUUUUCUGCUCUCGCUCCUGCUCGCUGGGUGAAAACCCAGAUAACUCAGACUCCUGUGAUUCUGCCCUACAGAGCAAUUCUGUAACACAUAAACCCACUCAAAAUCAGCAACGUAGUUCCACACCGCGGCCACAGGGGGGAAUCAAUCCCAUUGCUUCCAGCUCUAAAGGCAGUACACAGAAGAAUGCAGUCAUAGCUACCAGUACAACAACAGUGAAUGGGUGCAGUCAUUUUCCACUGGAGAGCAGAGGUGUUCACACCUCAUUCCCUCGUAUUCCAAAGGGUGAACUUCCACCGUAUGGACAAAAACGCACACAAAACUCCUAUUCACCCUCUCAGAUCUGCCCUGGAGCCAAAAACAGGGCAGAAUUACCAUGCAGAGACCAAUCACACAUCAGCACGCACCAAGUGAAUAACAGGACAGACAAUUCAUGCAGUGGUCUGGAGUUUACAGUGGAGCUGAAUGGAUAUGCUGAAUUUGGCCCUUUUCCAGCAAGCUGCACAUCCAGGGGUACUUCCACAGCAAAGGACUGUGGAGGCAUUGUUGAGAGCAGUUGUACAGAAAUUCCCCCUCAACCUCCACCUUCAAAUGAAUUUACAGAUGUAGAUGACUCGGACUCCUUUCCGCCCCCUCCGCCCUCUGUUUUCUUCGAGCCGUAUGAUUCGCCAACCCCUUCAGAUUCCCCGCCCACUGUCACUGAAGCGGAAGACCCUCCCACCGCACCUGUCCGCAGCAGCACCGCCCGGGUCAGCUUCAGAGAGCCAAUCAGCUGCAGUUAUUCAGUGGAUGAGGAAGAGUGGGAGGAGCAGGAGGAGGAAGAGGUGGAGAGAAAAGAGGGAGAGGAGGAGGAGCAGGAGGAAGAUGAAGAUGAAGCUGAGGGGAGUUUGGGACACAGGUUGCGGCUGUGCAACGGAGUACCUGCACAAAUGGACCUGUUGGAUGGUUCGUACCACCGUGGUUUCCAUCGGAGCCACCUUGCCACAGAAAAGCGAAUGCGGCGUUUCAGAGGAUCACGGCGCGACAGACCUCGUCUGGACACCCUGGACUACCGGGAUGGGGACUGCAGACGUCGCUCCAACAGCGUCCUGGACGGCAGCAGGAAUGGCAGCCUGAAACUGCACUCCUCCCGCUACAGACACGAAGACUCCUGCUCCACCUGCUCCUCUUCCUCAGACUCAGAGGAGGAAGGCUUUUUCCUAGGCCAGCGCAUUCCUCUGCCACCGCAGCUGACGGGUGGAGAGAGGGUGAGGGAAGGACAGAGAGAGGAAGAGGAUGAGGAGAAAAGACGAACAGGAAGUUUUAGGAGGAAAAGGACACGGAGUCUCAGUGGAAAAGACAAGAACUGCAUACUGGCCUGAGACAGAGAGAAUGAGGCUGUGUGCAGAAUAGCAUACUUCUGUACUACUCUUACUAUUGCUGCAGUAUACAGCAUGUAUACUAGGGCUCAAGAGUAAAAAAAAAAUCUAUUUUGCUGGCCCUACCACAAAAAAAUGAUGAAUUUUAUUUUUAGAAAUGUAUUUUUAUAUGUGCAAAAAAAUUUUAAAUAAAUAAAUGUUAAGAUGUUAACCAAAUUUCAAGACUAUUGGAUAAAAAAUGCAAAAUAACCACUUUUAUUUUCAAGAUAAUAACUGGACGCCACUCGCUGAAUUAAACAUGCAACGUAAUGCUAUAAACAGAGUGACAACAAUGAAGCAUACUGCUGUUUGAGAGGUUAUCAAUAAUGUCUACUGUUUAAAAAUAAUAUAAACGUAUAUUGUAUAGUGGACAGGAUUCAGUAACAGUGUUGAGUGUAAUCUGAUCACAUAAUUAGUUACUAUAAUCUAAAAUCAAAAUUAGUGUAAUGUGUUACAUUUUAUAUUCUUGUAAUCAGAUUACAGUAACUGACUUUAAGUUCAUUUCAAAGUAAUUACAUUAAGUACAUUAAUUGGGAUACCCAUAUUUCUAAAAUAAUAUUUACUAUAUACUAUACUUACAUUUAAAAUGUGAACUCAUGCGUCCAUUUGUACUUCUGUCUGCAUUUGUGUGUGUGACAGGAAGGAGAAAAAUAGAGACAUUAUUUUGAAUUUGUUGAGCAGAAAAACAAACGUUUCUAUGAAAAGGGUUUAAAAAAGUAAAAAGUAAAGUAGUUAGUGAUGUGAUUACUUCUCAAUGAAGUAAUCAGUAAUCUGAUAACUUUAGAAAAGUAAUUAGUUAUUUGUUGUGGAUUACUUAUUUUGAGUAAUUUUCCAACACUGUUUAGUAAGCAGUAUUAUAUUCCAAACAUAGCCUAUGACACAGAAAAUGUGUAAAUAACUAUAAAACUAUUUUUAAAAAGUGAAGAUUUUUUCCUGUUUAGGAUUUUUAAAGCUGAAGUAUGCAAUUUGUGCACCACCAAACGGAAUUGCUAAAAUUAACGCUGUUUUCAAAACAGCUUUCUGAAUACACACCGUCUGCCGUUGGUGAAACAAAGAGAUAGUCCCGCCCCCAACUCACGCCAUUGGUUUGAAUAAUGUUGUUGGGGCAGGUAUAAGCGGUCACUCAAAACAAACACGGGAAGCGCCAGAGAGAAAGAAUGCUUUCGAGAAAAUUAACCUAUGAAUGGCUUACUUAUAGUUGUCUCUGCAUAUUAAGUUAGGAUAGGAGAAAGUAUUUUAACAGAAAAAGUUGCAUACAAGUUACAUCAGCUUUAAAAGACCUUGCUGUGCACUUAUAUCACAUUACAAGAUCUAACACUCUGCUCAAUAAACUCAACCAUACCAAGGAGCUGCUUAGUCAUGAACAAAGAUCACAUUAUCUAACUGUCUGUGCAUCAGUGUACCACUUCUAUAAACAGGUGAUUACAUGUUAUCUAAUAAGUAGUUUCUAAAGGGUGCUUAGUCAAAUUUACUGCCAUUAUUUUUUAUGACAGGGCAGAGGAACAUUUCUAAUCCAAAUUUGGCUUGGAAAAAGUCAGUGGCGGCCCAUGCAUUUUAAGUCUAGACCUGCAGUGCAAUUAAUGCCAUUAAGAAAACACUGUUUCACAAUUAAUAAGACACCCUAUGCCUAUGGACAUUAUACAUUAGGUCACAGCCAACUAAUAUUACCAACUGACAUUUUAAAAACACGUCCAUGCACGAAAGCCAAAACCAAGGAAGUCUAUAAUACCAGGAAAAAAGCUAUCUAAUAAUAUUUGCGAUUUAAAUGUUGCUUGCAAUACAUUUUGUUUCGUAAGGUUAUACGGUUACUUUUCAAAACUUGAUCCGACACUGAAUGCUCCAGCCAGCCUAAUUUACACUUAGAAAACUCUUGAUGUUGCUAUAACAAUGCAAAAAGCACUUACCAGUUUAAGUGAAGAUCAGCCCUCCUUUCUUGUCCAUCUCUGGUUAUUAAAUCCAUAAGGAUCUCUUUUUCAAUAGUUGCCUUUACAUGGACCCUAGUAAUCUGCUUGUGAUCAGACAUGUAGCACAGUCCGAAUAAAAAAGUCUCAUGUAACCACAUCAGUCGGAAUGAAUUGGCCAAAUCCUAAAUAAAGGUCACUCGGAUUGUAAAGGGUGGUGUAAACCUUUUAUAAUCCAUUCGAGAAGAAAAUAUUUGCCAUGUAAAUGCUUGAUUGGAUUGCUUUCUGAAACUCGGACAUUGUGCGCAUGACGACAAGGGAACGCUGAACUCUGAGAAGACGUGUGACCAGUAGAAGAUCAAAGAGUCACACACUAUUGACCGCUAAUAUUUCAAAGAUGUUUUUUAUUGUUGCUGGAUGGUAAAUAGACGGUAUAUUUGAACAUUCUGAAUGAUUUUUUUUAUUUUUUUUAUUUGUGAUGUAUUGUUUAUUAAAACCAGAAGCCUUUGCGCAACAUCAUAUCGUCAUAUCGUAAAAGAGCCAAUCACCUUUUAGAUACAGACAUCGCAUUGUUCAGUCGUCAGUCAACUCAAGUGCACGCAUGCGCAAUAGCUGGACCAGCCUGAUAAACAAUGUUUUAAGCGUGAUCUGAGCUAAAGAACCAAAUUGUUUCCAUAUUGUCAGAAUUUACUGCUGAUUUAAAAAAUGUCCCUUAAUCUUGACAAACAGUUUUUUUAGAUUUCUGUCUUGGAGCUUUGCUUUAAUUCCGCUUGUAUAAAAUAGCUGUCAGGGAGCGUUCCCAAGACGGCCGCUGAGUGGACUGACUUGCUUUGAAAAAUACUUUGGCAUUACGCAUUAUGUAAUGAUAAACAUUUUCGAACAAUAGUACUGUAUGCUAUAUUGUUGUCACAUGACCUCACUAUUUUGCAUGAUUAAUUGAGUAAGUGUCAUCCAGAUCUAGGAAAUAAAAGCAGGUUUUUUGCAUUUUAAAUUUUUGUGGAUCCAUACUAUAAAUUGCAGUGUUGUGUGGUAGUAUGCUAUUUCAAACCAGCCUGUGUCUAGGUGAACAGUCUUUCCAAUCAUUCUACAAAUAUCUGAUUAUCUGAGCUUAAAUUAUUCUUUUAAAAUUAUAUAAAAGAGUGUUGUUGAGGUUCUUAAAAUAAAGAUCACAUUAUAUGCCAUAGUGCAUUUCAAAAUCAUUAAGUUAAAUCUAAAACCACCUACUUCGAAGGGUUAAAAGGGCUGAGCAGUUGUAGCUUGUCUGACUAGUUUUAAAAGGGCUGUUUAAUUUGCAUUUUAUGUGUAACCAAGUGAACCCUGUUGAAAUGCAAACACUAUGAUGUUGAGUUGCUGCAUUCGAGCAUGUAUUGUCAUACAUAUUGUUUAAGAAACAUGAGACAACCAACAGAAUGUUCCAUAAUAUUCCUUACAUACAGUAUAGUGAAAGACUGCAAACAUAAGGCAAUUACAGGCUGCAUAGUAAUAGAACGUGUGAAAAAUGUCUCUUCAUGAACUGUAUGAUAUGUAAAUAUUAACAUUUCAAACCUCAAACACAUAAACGAGAGUUUUAAUAAAGAAAUAUGACUU